UGGAGUUAAUAUACUUACUCGGACAUCAUCUAAGUAUAUUCUCUUAACAGUGAAAUAUUUCCUUUUUUUUAAAAAAAAUAAUUCUAUAAUGAAAAACACUUUGUCACGUAAGCAAUUAUGUGAGAUGGAAAAAAACAAGUUUGUGAAAUAAGAUUUGUUGUUUUGACCGGUGGAUACAAGUAAAUUAUAUCUAUAUAAAACAACUUAUUUUUGAGAUUAAUUAACCAUAAUCACCUAUGGAGAUUACACCAUUACUUAAGUUAAUUGUAAGAGUUCUCACGUUUGUUUUCCUACUAGUAUAUCUCAUCGUCCUUGCGAUUACCCAAAAUAUAAAUCGAAUUUUAACUUAUCGUUAUAUGCUCUUUACAAUUGUGAUUGGAUUUGUUCACACACUUGUACAAAUUGCCUUCACAAUAUUUCACUUAGCCUCAGGCCAAAAUAUUGGUGGACGUUUCUGGAUUCAUUUUGAGUUUUAUGGUGAUAAGGUUGCUUCACACCUACUAGCCACAGGAACUGCAGCAAGUUUUGGGAUUAGUCCUGUAGUUAACUCUGAGGAUCAAACUUUUCUAAACAAAGGAUAUUUAGUUGCCAGUAUUCUUUUAAUUGCUUUUUUGUUUUCUGCUAUUUCCUCUAUUUUUUCUUCUUUAAGCCUCCACAAUAGGAGUUGAUUAUAUUUUCCAUUUAUAUAAUUAAUUAUGUGUUAGGAGUACUUAGUUUGUCCCUAAGUUACUCAGACUCUUCGAUAUUAUUAUUGUAUUUUUGUCAGUUCCUCAAAAAAUAUAUUACUUUGAAGGAUCCAAUAUGUCGGGGAAGAUCUAGGUAAUUAGGUGUGAUUCCCCCGGAAACUCAAUAGCUUUUAUACCGAUAUUGUAUUUAUAUGGAGAAAUCUAUUAUAUAUAUUAAAAUCAUUUAUUGAAAAUUCAGGUUAAAA
This is a messenger RNA of Solanum lycopersicum (tomato), 931 nucleotides long. The record is from RefSeq and is a predicted model, not a curated record. NCBI's taxonomy places the organism in Eukaryota, Viridiplantae, Streptophyta, Magnoliopsida, Solanales, Solanaceae.